CUAAAUUUACACACCACAACCCAUUUUUCUCAUUUCCCUAAUUUCCAUUUUCCAUAAUUCCCUUUUGAUUACACCCAUUUUUUCUAAUUCAGGGUUAGGGUUUUCCUCAUCAUCUAAUAAUAAAAAUUUACAUACUUUUUUUUUUUUUGUUGCAUUAAUCUGAGCUACUCCCACCACCUUAGAUGGAUCAUUGAAAGGAACUGAAACCAGGAAGGAAUCACAUUGUGUUACGUUUUCGUUUGUUUAUUAAUCAGGUCUUCUCAAGAAGAUCUGAGAAGAAGUCGGUCUUCAUAGUUUAUUUAGCCCACAAAAAAAAAAAAAAAAAAAAAAAAAAGAUGAGUGCUUCGAGGUUUAUCAAGUGUGUUACGGUGGGUGAUGGUGCUGUUGGAAAGACAUGUCUUUUGAUUUCUUAUACAAGCAACACUUUCCCUACGGAUUAUGUGCCCACUGUGUUCGACAAUUUCAGUGCAAAUGUGGUCGUCAAUGGAGCCACUGUCAAUCUAGGGUUGUGGGAUACUGCUGGACAGGAAGAUUACAAUAGAUUAAGACCUCUGAGUUAUCGUGGGGCCGAUGUUUUCAUUUUGGCAUUCUCUCUCAUUAGUAAAGCCAGCUAUGAAAAUGUCUCCAAGAAGUGGAUUCCUGAGUUGAAGCACUAUGCUCCUGGUGUCCCGAUAGUUCUUGUUGGAACAAAACUUGAUCUUCGGGAUGAUAAGCAAUUCUUCGUAGACCAUCCUGGUGCUGUGCCAAUUACUACUGCUCAGGGUGAGGAGCUAAGGAAAACAAUUGGUGCACCUGCGUACAUUGAAUGUAGUUCAAAAACACAACAGAAUGUGAAAGCAGUCUUUGAUGCUGCCAUUAAGGUCGUCCUCCAGCCUCCCAAGACGAAGAAAAAGAAGGGAAAAUCACAAAAGUCCUGCUCGAUAUUGUGAUCAAACUGUAGGUCCAGUGAUAUUGCUGGUCACAAUUCUCGUUGUAAUCGCAUCCCUUUGUCUUCCUUUGUCUCGGAGGAAGUAGGAGGUCCUCGUUUGUCUUAUUCGAAAAACUACCAAUGAUCUCUCAAAAGUGUCAGGUGGCUUGGUUUUUCUGUAUAAUUGUGGUUGGUUCACCUUGUAGGCCACUCUAGCGUGCCCUUUGUUUUGAUUUGGUUUUAUGUAUUAACGACUGAAUGAUCCAGUUAGGAAAACAAAUUCUUUUUGGAA
This is a messenger RNA of Lycium ferocissimum, 1199 nucleotides long. RefSeq names its product rac-like GTP-binding protein RHO1. Gene Ontology annotation, biological process: small GTPase-mediated signal transduction; regulation of actin cytoskeleton organization; actin filament organization. Gene Ontology annotation, cellular component: cytoplasmic vesicle; cell cortex; cytoskeleton. The record is from RefSeq and is a predicted model, not a curated record. NCBI's taxonomy places the organism in Eukaryota, Viridiplantae, Streptophyta, Magnoliopsida, Solanales, Solanaceae. Gene Ontology annotation, molecular function: GTP binding; protein kinase binding; GTPase activity. Bases 336 to 929 code for a protein of 197 amino acids. The transcript has 8 exons.